CUGAUACUCUUACCCUAAUUCUUACCAUUCCUCUGGAGACGUCACCUUCUGAAAUUAGGAUCAUAAACAUAAUCGUAACUCUGUAGUCUGUAGGAUAAACCCUACCAUGUCAAUGGCGAACAAACUUGCUACUAGACGGGAGCUACUGGACCGGUGGAGAGGCAUCGAGGAAGAAGAGGAGAACGACGAUGACGAUAAUGUUGAUCCCUCGAAACGUCGUAGCCUCCACCUCCACAAAGAACAAUGGUUUGCAGAUGCAUAUAUUUUUCUAAUAUUUUUGCCCAGCGGAAGUCAUAUUUGGUGUGGCUUUUGGGAUAUAAUGGGGCCCCUUUUGGAGACUUUUUACAAUUACUUCAAAGAUGAUCGUCAAGAUUCACCACUGAGGCUGUUAUGGAAGAGAAUCUCUGAUGAAAUGCAACAGUGCCUGCAGUGCAUUUCUCAGCACCAUCAAGCCCAAGACAUGUAUAGUAUGGAGUAUGAGUCUAGCACUAUUGGUCCUCUUCUUGAUGUCUUGCAAAAGCUUGAUUAUGACAGGGUGACAUUACAUCUGAGAGAUAUCAAUACAAAAAUAGCAGGGGAAAAGUAUGAUCCCGCUAAUGAUAAUGCUGAAGUUGUUAAUGUUUUGUAUGAGGUAUUGAUGUUCCCUAUCCUCUUAGAUUAUCAGCCUCUAUUCACUGAGUUUGAGUUGUUUGUUGAAGCUAUUGAUAAUAAGCAUGAACUUGCUUUGUCUGGGAAUCAACAAUUUCCGGGAGUUUAUGCAUUACUUUUUUGCAAAAGAAGUGUUCGUUCUGUUGGAUAUCGCUUAGCAGGAUCAAUGGGAAAACUGAGGAGAGCAACAGACUUGGAACCUUUGCAGCCAUUGCUUAAGAAAUUUAUUGGCUGUUUAGAGGCAGAUGCUUUGCCAGUGGCUUUGGAGACCUCAACACCAAGAACUCAAUUGGAUCGUGUGUCCUUAUGGAUUGGUAUCAAAUCACUGCUUGGCUUCUUGGAUCCUUCAACGUUUGAAGAAGGGAUAUUGGAACGCUAUCCCUUUCUUGUUGAUAUUGUACUCAAUCAUAUUAGUGGUGAUUCACUUGAAUUUUCACAUGCUGUUACUUGCUUGAGACUACUCUUUGAAAUGCUUGGUUGUAAGCUUUGGUUAAGGUCUACAUUGUCACCAAGUGCAAUGCGCAACACUCUAAUUGGUCAAUGCUUUCAUACUCGCAAUGAGAAAAUCCAUAAAGAUAUUUUUGGUCUAUUCCAACCUUUUCUACAGUCUCUUGAAGCUUUGCAAGACGGGGAGCUUGAAAAGCAACGUAGGUAUUUUCUCUAUUUUCUGCUUCAUCAAGUUCCAGUGAGCAGUAACUUCAGCAUUUUAACAAGAAAAUUGGCAUGUCAGAUAGCCCUUCUUGUUGUACAGAGAGGUUACAAGAUGAACCCGCCCUGUCCUCCCUUUGAGUGUGCACAUAUGUGGGGACCUGCCCUUGUGUCAUCUCUGAAGGAUUCCUCACUUCACAAUUCUUUGAGGCAACCUGCAUUUGACCUUAUACAGACUAUCAUAGUAUCAGAUGCUACUGCUUUAAUAUAUUCGGUUCUGAAUUGUCGCACAACUCCAAGCACUGAUAGUGGCAUGGCCAAUGAGGUCAUUGAGUUGGAUGAUGAAAAUGAUGAUAUUUGGCUGCCAAGUAUUCCAGAUGGUGAAGAGAAGGAUACUAGUAGUUCUUGGAGUCAAUUCAGAGUGCAAAGUGGAAUAACUUCUCAAGAGUGCCGAGAGUGGAUGUGCAUUCCGAUGUUAUGGGUUGAUGUUUUAGUUGAUAUUAAUCCCUCAAUCCUACCGAUUUCAUUUUCGAAAGCUGUUUUCUGGGCACGAUCACGUUUUGCUAUGGUAGAAUUUGAGAAUAGUGCAGAUAUGGUGCUUCCAAGCAGAUCUUUCCUAUCAUCUUAUGCUGCAGAAAUUUCCUCUUCAUUUGGGUGGAAGGUUCCAACUGGAUCUGAUGAUGGUGGAGAUGGAAACAAAUCAAAGAACUCAGUUGAAGUGUUGACAAUGUCCUUUCCUUUGUUAAGAACAUUUAUCAGGUUAACUGAACAUGUUUUAGUUCUGAUAAGACAAGGAGAACUUCGAUGUCAGUGGACUUGGGAACCACUGAUGAGUGAAAGCUUGAUCCUUUCGCUUUUGGAUCCACAUGAUGAUGUUAGACAAUUUGGAAAAUCUAUUUUGGAACAAGUUUCAGACACUCGAGGUCUUUCAAGUGGAUUGAAGUUUCUUUGUUCUCACAAUCCCUCAUUGUAUGCAACUAUUUUGGGCCUCAAACAUGCUAUGAAACUGGUUCAACUAGAUUCUGUUCUGUUGAAGUUUCACACUCUACAUCAUUUUUGGUUUCUUUUAUGCAAAUUACUCAAAGAUGAGGGUCUACUUGCUCCAGAGUUGACUGAAAAUACACACAGUGACUUAAGAAUGCCAAAAUUCUCUUCAAAAGGCGGGUUUUUAAAGCAGCCAGCUUUCAAUUAUUUGCCUGAGAAUGUUAAGCAUGCUAUCAAUGUUGAACAAAGAACAAAGGAAACAAUUGGUUGCUUACUAUGUGAAAUGGCGUGGCCUAUUUUCUGUAGGUGCCUGAUAAAUGGCAAAAACUUCAUUGAUUACAAUCUUUGCCAGAUGACUUGCAUUCGGCUACUUGAGAUUCUCCCUGUUCUCGUUGAUAAAUUCCAUCUAUCUGGUGAUAAGAUGCAUGGGAAUUUCACGAUGCUUGUACAAAAUAAAUUGAAUUUCAAAUGGAUUCAUGAUCUUAUGGAAUGGGGAAAGUCAUCCCUUACAGUUGUAAUUGUUUAUUGGAAGCGAGCAGUUACAUAUAUACUGACUCAGUUCAAAGCUUGUUGUGGAAAAACUUCUCUGUCAACAAUCAUGACCAUAGAAAAUCUUUUGAACAAUGGUUAUACUUUGGAAGAAUUGACAGAACAAGUGUCUCACCUGUCCGUUUCUUUAUCUAUGGAAGGAUCUCAUAAUUUUCAGGAGCCAAAUGCGAAGUCCAAAUUGUUGGUAUAUGAAAGAUUGCGUUUUGAUAAGAGCUGUUUUACUUCAGAUAUUCAUUCUUCAUCCAUGGAGGAUAUAGACAUGCUAAAUGUGGACUCUAAAAUAAUGGCUGACAAAAGAAGCACUGAAAGUGUAAUUAUUCUUUCAGAUGAUGAAGUGGAACCAAAAGUUUCUUUCAAAAAGGACUUUUUAUCAGUUAGUGAGGCUGGUCAGCACAUAUCUGAUGGCAACAUUAUGCCCCAUGAUGUAGGUAAUUGUUUACCAGCAGCUGACCUUGCAAACCAAAAUGUUUCUGUCAUGAAAACUUCCAAGAAAAUGAAGGAAAGCAUCCAGAAAAAGGCUAGUUCCAGUAAUUUACAUGAUAAGUCCAGCACAACCUCAUUUGUUGAUGCAAAAGGUUUAGGUAGUUGUAGGAAAGAAGUAAGCUCAAAAUCCAAGGCUAUGGUCAAUUUGACACAAAUUUCUGAUGAAGCUGUCAAAGCUAAAAAUUUGAAUAAAGCUUGCAGCAACAUGGCUCCAAAAACUGGUGACACUGUGUCAAGUACUUGUAAUAAAAUGUCAUGUCAUAUUCAGGAUGCUGCAGAUGAUCCGCUAGAGAUUGCAUUGAAAUCUGUGGGACGUGUCCAGUUGCAUGUACCAAAGCCAACUGUUUUGAGAAGACAAGUUAUUCAACUCAAAACUCCUCUUGAAAACAAAUCUGGUUAUCUCCGUAAAUUAGAGGACCCAGUGAAAAGAUUCAGGCCACCAAGUUUGGAUGAUUGGUAUAAAGCUAUUCUUGAGAUAAAUUAUUUUGCAACUGUCGGAUUGUCAUCCAUGAGAAAAGAUGAAAACCAAAUUGUUAACAAUUUAAAGCAAGUUCCUGUAUAUUUUCAAUCACCUGAACAGUAUAUGGAGAUAUUUCAGCCAUUAGUUUUGGAGGAGUUCAAAGCACAACUGCAUAAUUCUUUUCUUGAAAUGUCUUCAUGGGAGGAGAUGUUUUAUGGAAUCCUUUCUGUGAUGUCAAUUGAGAGAAUUGAUGAUUUCCAUCUUGUUCGCUUUGUACAUGAUGAUGGUGAUUCUGGAAAAUGUAGGAGCUUUUCAGAAAAUGACUUUCUUUUGUUAACUAAAGAGCAUCCACAAAAGUCUUCUGGUGAUGUUCAUAUGGUUGGGAAGGUUGAAAGGCGGGAGAAAGACAAUAAAAGAAGUUCAAGUAUUAUUCUCAUCAGGUUCUAUUUUCAAAAUGGUUCUUCACGAUUAAAUCAAGCUAGAAGGAAUCUCACUGAACGAAGUAAAUGGCAUGCAUGCCGUAUAAUGAGCAUUACCCCACAAAUUCGAGAAUUUCAUGCUUUGUCAUCAAUAAAAGACAUUCCCUUGCUUCCUCUCAUUCUUAAUCCUGUUGAUGAUUCCUUUUGUCUUAAUGAAUGUAAAGAAGUAGAUCUCAAUAAUUUGUGCCAGUCAUUGCAGCAAACUCUGAGGUCAUCUUUUAAUUUAAGUCAACUUCAAGCAAUAAGUGUUGCUAUUCAAAGGGCUAAAGCAAACAAAUCUGUUGGAUUAUCUCUUAUUCAGGGUCCUCCAGGAACUGGGAAGACUCGAACUAUUGUUGCAAUCGUCAGUGCCCUUCUAGCUUCUCAACAGAAGGUGACAUGUGAAAAAAAUCAUUUUAAGGAAAAUGCGUACCAAAAUUCUUCUUCUACCUAUUCAAGACCAAAGAUUAGCCAGAGUUCUGCCAUUGCAAGGGCAUGGCAGGAUGCAGCCUUGGCUAGACAGUUGGGUGAUGAUAUGCAAAAUUCAUCAAAAUCUUUUGGAAAUUUUGUGAGACAAAGAGUGCUUAUUUGUGCUCAAUCCAAUGCUGCAGUGGAUGAGUUGGUGGCAAGAAUUUCUAGCCAUGGUCUUUAUGGAAGUAAUGGGAAAAUGUACAAGCCAUAUCUUGUGAGGGUUGGAAAUGCAAAAACAGUUCAUCAAAAUUCACUACCAUUUUUUAUUGAUACACUUGUUGAUCAACGUGUAGCAGAAGAGAGGAUGCAUUCAAAUGAUGGGAAGAAUGAUUCGAGGGAUGAUUCAUCAGCCAUGCUUCGGGCAAAAUUAGAGAAAUUAGUUGAUUCUAUUAGGUUCUAUGAAUCCCAGCGUGCUAACUCGAGGGAUGGGAAUUCUAAUGUCAAAAGUCAUCAACAUAAUGACUCUCAUACGGCAAAUGAGAAAGAAAUGUCUGAGAUAGAAAUUGAAAUGAAGCUACGUAAACUAUAUGAGCAAAAAAGACAAAUAUAUAAAGAUCUUUGUAACGUUCAGGCUCAGGAGAAGAGAGCCAAUGAAGAAACCAGGACUCUUAGGAAUAAGCUGCGGAAGUCUAUACUAAAGGAAGCUGAAAUAGUGGUAACUACUUUAAGUGGCUGUGGUGGGGAUCUUUAUGGGAUAUGCUCUGAGAGAAUGUUAAACUCCAAGUUUGGUGGUCCAUCUGAACAUACCCUAUUUGAUGCUGUUGUAAUUGAUGAAGCUGCCCAAGCUCUUGAGCCAGCUACUCUGAUUCCUCUUCAGCUUUUGAAGUCAAGUGGAACCAAGUGCAUUAUGGUUGGUGACCCUAAGCAGCUUCCUGCAACUGUCCUCUCAAAUGUUGCAAGUAAAUUUCUUUAUGAGUGUAGCAUGUUUGAGCGUUUACAGAAGGCUGGACAUCCAGUUAUUAUGCUUACUGAACAGUAUAGAAUGCAUCCAGAGAUAUGCAAGUUCCCUUCAUUGCAUUUCUAUGACAACAAAUUACUGAAUGGAAGCCAAAUUUCUAAUAAAUCAGCACCAUUUCAUCAGACCAAGGGUCUUGGGCCAUAUGUGUUCUAUGAUAUCAUUGAUGGACAGGAGGUUCGUGGGAAAAACUCUGGUGUAAUGUCGCUUUGUAAUGAACAUGAAGCUGAUGCUGCGGUUGAAGUACUAAAGUUUUUCAAGAAAAGGUUCCCAGCUGAAUUUGUUGGUGGAAGAAUUGGCGUGAUAACUCCAUACAAGAGUCAACUUUCUCUUCUGCGAUCUCGUUUUCUUAAAGCAUUUGGACCUUUGAGCAUAGCCGAUAUUGAAUUUAACACUGUGGAUGGUUUUCAAGGUAGAGAGGUGGAUAUAUUGUUACUUUCUACUGUAAGAGCAGCGUAUUCAGGCAUUACUUCCGAAAUCAACUCAAACUCUAUUGGAUUUGUUGCUGAUGUAAGACGGAUGAAUGUUGCCUUGACAAGGGCCAGGCUAUCACUUUGGAUUUUCGGUAAUGCAAGAACUUUACAGUCUAACCAGAAUUGGGCUGCUCUUCUGAAGGAUGCUAAAGAAAGAAACUUGAUCAUGAUGUCUAAGAUGCCAUAUCAUUCAAUAUUUAAAACAGAUAAAAAUAAGUACCUCGUUGAAAAUUCUGAUAAUCAUGCAAGACUAUUGAAGCAUGAGAAGAAGGUUAAGGAUAGUGGCUGCUUUGCAAGAGAAAGUUUGGUUCAUGGCAAGGAUUCCAUUGAGAGGAAAAAGAAAUGUGUUGCCUCUGAAGUCAGGGAUAGCAAUAAGGGUAAUGGGGAUGAGAAUACCUUUUCAGCUUCGGGAAAUGAUGCUCCAUGUAAGGAAAAGAAAUCUGAAGAUGAACAUAUUUCCAUUACAGAGGAUAUGGAUAAAGUUGCAAAAUAUGAAAGCAGAAGCUCCUGUGGUGACAUCUUUACAAUGUCAGGUCAAAAGAUUUGUAAUGGGGGAAAAGAAGGCAAAGAUCAAUUGAACAUUAGCAUGGAAAAGACAACAUUGGGUAAAAGACAAUUAAAAUUUCGACAUUCAAGGAAUAAUUUAGACUAUCCAGUGGAAAAGACAGGAGGUGGGCAUAAGGCAUCAAAACUUUCAGUGUCUGAAAGAGUUACUAUGCAUCCUGGAGGGAAUAGGAGCAGUUCUACAGAAAUUUCUGCUUCCUCAAAAGGCUGUCACAAAGAGAGAGAUGCAGUUGUUCAAGGUACUGCUCCUAAUCAAAGUAAAGAUGCUGAAAUUUCAAAAAGGAAACAGCAGCGUGAAGCUGUUGAUGCUAUUCUUUACUCAUCUUUAAUAUCUGCAAAGAAGGACGAGACAUUGACAAGAGUUUCUGCAAAAAGGCCUUUUUCCUCAUCUAUUGCUGGUGGGAGUACCAAGCCACCUAAGACCAAAAGUGCAAGACCAGAUCAAUGAGCAUGGGAUUAAGGAAGGAACAAUUUUGUUAUGAGGACUAAGGCUGAAGUUUUUCAUGGUUCUUUUUGUGGUCACCAUCUUGAAUUACCUUACUUGGAUGAAGAUUUUUUGCUGCUCAUAUCUGAUGAUUUCUCAUCGACGAUGCAAUAAUGAGUGGAUUUUCAUUGUUCUCUAAUGUGGAGGCUCCCGAAACUUGAAAGUGAUUUCAUGUAACGAUGAACAAUAACUAUUUGUAUAUAUAGGGGCAGAUGUGUAAAUGCAAGAGAUUUUGUUCAUAAUGUUUUUUCAGAUCAUGGGUAUACGUCCG
Messenger RNA from Cajanus cajan (pigeon pea), 7448 nucleotides. RefSeq names its product P-loop containing nucleoside triphosphate hydrolases superfamily protein. NCBI's taxonomy places the organism in Eukaryota, Viridiplantae, Streptophyta, Magnoliopsida, Fabales, Fabaceae. Gene Ontology annotation, molecular function: helicase activity. The record is from RefSeq and is a predicted model, not a curated record.